Halichondria panicea is the source of this 5677-nucleotide messenger RNA. RefSeq lists its product as uncharacterized. NCBI's taxonomy places the organism in Eukaryota, Metazoa, Porifera, Demospongiae, Suberitida, Halichondriidae. The transcript has a single exon. Bases 1209 to 3911 code for a protein of 900 amino acids. The record is from RefSeq and is a predicted model, not a curated record.
UGUCUAGAAACAUUCUCAGCUGGUUAGUGCUACUGACCCUAUAGCUACUGUUACCAGGAGUGAGCACUAUCACAUUGUGCCAGUGGAUUCAACUGACUUAUGUAAUGACUAUCGAAAUGGAACUUGUGUCACUCUCGAGCAGCUUGUUCAAACAGACCUGUUAUCUGGUGGAGACAAACUCACUUUGAGCUUUCUAUCUGGUGAUCAUGUAUUAACUGAGCAGUUAUUGAUUCGUAACUUCUCAUACGUGCAAAUCACUAGUGGGAACACAAAUACAGCUGUAAUUGGAUUCCAUAGCAAUGGUGCGAUACGUUUUGUUAUUAUUACCAAGCUGAAUAUUGAACGCUUGGAUUUUAUUGGAGCGAAUGUUGAACCACAAAACUCACAUCAAGGAUUGAUCAUUGACGGUGCCAAUGAUGUGGACAUCAAAGACUGUUAUUUUUCGGACUUUGUAUUACUCAAUCAGGUGGAAACCCACAUAGUUAAGAUUGCUAAUACUCAAACUGUAACAAUUGAAAGCACUCUCUUUAUGAACAACACUGGUCGGGCACUGCACGUUGAGGCUGAUGAUGUGUACAUAACAAAUAGUGUGUUCACUAGAAAUGAUGGAGGUGCACUUUACAGUGAAUCAAAUAACACACUGAUCAACAACGCGGAGUUCAACUAUAACAGUGCUAGGAACGGAGGAGCAUUAAAAUUGGUAUCUGGUACUGUAGUAAUCACUUGGUGUAACUUUACAAAUAACACAGCUUCUCAAUAAUUAUUAUGGUGGAGCGAUUUGUGUUGACUCAGGUAAUGUGUCUAUCUCCAACAGUACGCUGAAAUACAACAGAGCUAACUAUGGUGGAGCGAUUGGUGUUGACUCAGGUAAUGUGUCUAUCUCCAACAGUACACUGAAAUACAACAGAGCUAACUAUGGUGGAGCGAUUCUUGUUGACUCAGGUAAUGUGUCUAUCUCCAACAGUACGCUGAAAUACAACAGAGCUAACUAUGGUGGAGCGAUUUGUGAUGACUCAGGUAAUGUGUCUAUCUCCAACAGUACGCUGAAAUACAACAGAGCUAACUAUGGUGGAGCGAUUUUUGUUUUCUCAGGUAGUAGCGUGACCAUCUCUGACAGUGAGAUAACAAACAGCGUUGCUAAAGAGGGUGGGGUAAUUGAUGUCUCCCGAUCUUCCACCUUGAUCAUUAACACUAGCAUUGCUAAUAACAUGGGCAGUUUGAACAUUUCACAGUCAAAUGUAACAUUCACUGGAAGGAAUAUUGUCAGUAACAAUAGUCGUCCCAUUUAUGCUUUCAAUAGUCGAAUCGAGUUUAAUGGACCUGCAACGCUGAGUAACAACCAUGGUGUGUUUGGUGGAGCUAUCAGCGCUGACCAGAGUAAAAUAUGCAUUAACACAGAAGGAGUGAUCAUCACCAACAACACAGCUACCUCUGGAGGAGGGAUACUUCUGAGAGAAAGUACACUCUUUGUAAAUGAGCCAAUAAAGAUCUAUCACAACACAGCACAGAAUGGUGGAGGGAUAUAUGUAUAUUCCAGUAGAGUUGAGUUCCAAUCAGUGCCGAUGGUAGGUGCAUAUGGUCAGCUACUUCCUCCAAAUAGACAGAGUGAGAUUGCUCAAAACAUUGCUGAGAAUGGUGGAGGUAUUUAUGCAUCAUCUUCAACUAUUGAAGUUGUAACUCAAUCGCACGUCAACAUUGACUCAAACACAGCUAAAGCUAGUGGAGGUGGAGUGUAUCUACAGCAAAGAUCGAGAAUGUACCUAUUUAAAACGGAUGUAGAAUAUAGGACUCAGGAUCUGUUAGUCAAGUUAAUGAUUAACAACAACUUGGCUCAGUACGGAGGGGGAAUAUUUGUGGCAGAUGACACAGACAGUGGUGCCUGCAAAGUAGGGGCCACAGAAAUUGAUGCAACCUACAUCAUUUUUGCUGACUGCUUCAUUCAAACAAUUAGUCUGUAUGGGUAUUACUAUGAUCCAAACUAUUUCAACACAUUCAUGACUAACAACACAGCCACUCAGUCAGGAGCAGACAUCUACAGAGGUAUGUUGGACAGGUGUACAAUAAGUUCAAGUGCUGAAUAUCAAAUUUCUUCAAAUACAUUGGACUACAUAAAUAACACUAUAAAAUCCUCCACCGAAUUAUUAAUUUCUUCUAGGCCUGUUCAGGUGAUGUUUUGUAACUAUUCACAAAAUUACUAUGUUUCUACAAAAAAGGGACACACAUUUAAAAUCAGUGUUAUGGCUGUUGACCAAGUUGGAAAUCCAGUGAAUGCUGCAAUUCGCAGUUUUGUUGUAACUGACAGUCGAGUUGGUCGUCUCAAAGAAGGACAGGCAGAACAAGAAGUUGGCAAUCAGUGCACAGAAUUAGAGUACAAUGUAUUCUCACAAGACAGCUCUGCUCAAGUGGAACUCUAUGCUGAGGGUCCAUGCAACAAUUUGGGAAUUUCAAGACAACUUUUUAAUAUUUCUUUUCUACCCUGCACAUGCCCUAUUGGACUCAAACCAAUUCAGUCAGAUAUUGAGUGCAAGUGUGACUGUGAUCCAGACUUACUACCAUAUCAGAUAACAGACUGUUCUGAAGAAAAUGGGACCAUAACGCUGGAAAGAAAUAGUAACAUAUGGAUAGAAUUCAUAAAUACUACCAACGGAACAGGGUAUGUUGUUAGUAACUGUGUAUUUGACUAUUGCGCACAAGGGCCAGUGAAGAUCAGUCUAAGCAACCCUGACAAACAGUGUGCCUACAAUCGAAGUGGUGUCUUAUGUGGUGAAUGUAAACCAGGAUUCGGUCUUUUGUUGGCUACGUCACGGUGUGAAGAAUGUUCUGAUAUUCACCUUCUUCUACUUCUUCUACUAAUACCAUUUGCGCUGGCUGGUAUAUUGCAAGUUGCCUUAAUUCUUGUGCUCGACAUCACUAUAGCAACUGGGAAUAUUCAUGGUUUCAUUUUUUACGUCAAUAUGCUAGCAGCUAAUAGAGCAAUUUUCUUACCAAAUUUAAACAACUUUUUAACAAUUUUCAUAUCAUGGGUGAAUCUUGAUUUAGAUAUUGGGACGUGCUUUUACAAUGGAAUGACCUCUAAAGCAAAACUGCUCUUUCAACUUGUCUUCCCAGCUUACCUGUUUAUUCUGAUGUUCUUAAUAAUUAUUUUGAGUAAACACUUUAAAUCAUUUGCAAAACUCCUCUCCAACAAGAACCCAGUUGCUGCCCUAGGCACACUCGUUCUACUCUCUUAUUCCAAACUCUUACGGUUUAUCAUUGCUGCACUACAAUACAGGGUCUUGGAUUAUCCUGACGGUUCAACCAAGACUGUUUGGCUGUAUGAUGGAAAUGUGCAAUACUUAACUUCAGAUUUCAUCCCUUUUCAUCAGUUUGUUGCAGCCAUUAUCUCCAUUGCCGGUGGAUUGUUCACUGUAGUGCUCUUCUUUGGACAAUGGUUUCCACGCUGCUCCAAGGUUAUGAUAUGGACCAAAAACACAAAGUACACUGGCUUCAUGGACACAUUCCAUGCUCCAUUCACUCCCAAGUAUCGCUACUGGGUGGGACUGCUCCUCUUUGCUCAGAUUGUUCAAAAUAUAGUAGCUGCCAUGGCUCCAGACACUUCUCUCCCUGUGCUAUCAUCUGGGUGUAUUGCAUUCGGACUGAUAUCAUUGAACAACCGAGUGUAUAAAAAGCAACUUAAUGAAUAUUUGAAGCGUUGUUUCUGCUUAAUCUUGGCAUUCUAUCUAUUGGAACCUCCUACGUUGUUGAAACACAACAACAGCAAGAAACACUGGCCAAUGUUUAAAUGUCUAUAUAUAGCUUUCAUUAUUUUUGUGACAAUAAUCAUCUACCAUUCUCACCACUUUAUACUGAAGAAGACCAAAACAUGGCUCAAGAUAAAAGAAGUCGUUAAGAGUAUCAAAAGAAUUUUAUGAGCUGGUGCUGCAAACAUGAGACUUCAACGAGCUAACAAUGGCCGAGAAAUGUAUCAGCUGGUAGCCGAUGAAAACGAUGACGAUGAAUUACUCCAAAUAGUAGACGACUAUGAACAAAGAGACCCAGUGGACCCACCUUACACUGAUGGAGCAGAAGAAGAGAAGCUAACCCUGAUCGCUACAUCACUCCUCCUAUCAUCAGACCAGCCACAAGGCCGGACCAGCUGAGAUUACCCUACAUGGAUGAGCUAGCCCCCCUCAUGCACCACAGAAGACUACAGACCAGCCCCUCCCCCUACAAGAGUUAACCAUUGUCCUAUUGUUACACACACAGAAAUAGGCCCCAUACGCAAUGAAGUGUGAACUGUCUCAUUUAGCUGAGGUACUCUUAACUGUAGGCAUUAUUAGUUACAAUAGUUACUGUCAUUAGCAAUUUGUUAUGUUUCUAGUUUAAAGAGAGAGGUUAGAGAUAAACAUGGUUGUGCUAAUACGUAAUUGUAACGUAGUACUCUUGACUAUAGGAGAAUUGACUUUUAAUAGCUGUCUUGAACAAUAAAGAACACGCACGAAUAACACAACUUAGACACAAAACUGAACUGUUUUAAAUACAAAACAAAACAGUUCUAGAACAAACCAGAACAAUACAUAGAAUAGUCCAGAAUUGCUUAGUGUAAGAAUACUCUAGAACAACUAAGAUAUUUCUAGUCCAUAACACAGCACAUAGUUCAACUUGACCACAGAUUGAGUGUUUGUGGUUAGUGGCUACUAGGAGUACGCCACAUCCCUCCCUCCUAAAAGGGGGCCAGCUCGUGACAGUCCAUCAGCAUUGCCAUUCGAAACUCCUCGACGAUGGGUGAUUUCCAGUUGAUAGGGCUGAAUAGCCAGCGCCCAACGCGUCAAACGGGCAUUCGCGUUCUGCAUCUUGUGUAACCAGGCGAGAGGUUGGUGGUCCGUCUGUACUUCAAUUUUCCGACCAUAAAGGUAUGUAUAGAAGAUCUUAAGAGCCCACACAACCGCCAAGCACUCCUUUUCUAUUGUUGCGUAAUUCCUUUCCCUUGGCUGCAACUUCCGACUUGCAAAUGCGAUUGGGUUUUCUUGUCCUUCCGAAUCUCGCUGACUCAAAACCGCCCCAAGGCCUCGUUCUGAUGCAUCAGUUUGUAACAGAAACUGUUUGUUGGGAUCGAAUACCUCUAAGACAGGAUGCUUCAACAGAGUUUCCUUCAAGGCUAUGAAAGACUGAUCACAUUCACCGGUCCAGAUAACCUUUUCUGGUUUCUUUUUUCGAGUGAGGUCCGUUAACGGCACUGCAAUAUCCGCAAAGUUGGGGGUGAAUUUCCUAUAGUAUCCUACUAGUCCGAGGAAAGCUCGUACAUCUUUCUUGGUCUGUGGACGCGGAUACUCUGCUACUGCUUGCAGCUUCUGUGGAUCGGGCCUAACUUUGCCACCACCAAUCACAUGUCCCAAAUAACGAACUUCCCGUCGUCCAAACUGACAUUUUCUCGGUUUCAGGGUCAACUUGGCAGCUUGCAGACGUUCUAACACCACCUGCAAGUGUUGUAGGUGCUCUUCCCAGGAUUUGCUGUACACAACCAGAUCAUCGAUAUAGCAACCUGCAAAUUCUUCGCAUCCUUCCAGCACUCGAUUCAUUGUCCUCUGGAAAGUGGCUGGAGCAUUGUGCAACCCGAAAGGCAUCACUUGAAACUCGUACAGGCCAAACGGUGUUGUAAAAGCUGACUUCUCUUUAGAAGAUUCCUCAAGGGGUAUUU